Messenger RNA from Coniosporium apollinis CBS 100218, 2610 nucleotides. Its product is annotated as homoaconitase, mitochondrial. Lineage: Eukaryota; Fungi; Ascomycota; Dothideomycetes. Gene Ontology annotation, molecular function: homoaconitate hydratase activity; 4 iron, 4 sulfur cluster binding. The transcript is spliced from 2 exons. Gene Ontology annotation, biological process: L-lysine biosynthetic process. The record is from RefSeq and is a predicted model, not a curated record. The coding region runs from base 1 to 2610 and encodes 869 amino acids.
AUGCCGAUUUCGCUCCGCUCGCUUGCGGAAGAAAAUCUGGAGAGACAGCAGCCAAGCCAAAGUUUGCAGGAGCUUGCAACAGCCAACUAUGAUACCCACAGCGCGCGCGGGGAGGUUGGUGGCAGCCAGGACAGGCUUGUCCCGCCUUCGUUGCGAUGCGCCUCAGUAGCACCCCGGCUAUGUAGUCGUCCAUCGACACAUCCGACUCGAUUACACUCCUCCUCAAGCCGGCGGCAGCAGGCCGAAGUCUUCCAUACUCAGCGCGAGGACCCCACCGCCUCCUCCUUCCUCCCAUUCCUGAAUUCCGCCCCUUCGAGACCUACAGUCCCCCAGACCCUCACCGAGAAAAUCGUCCAGCGAUACGCCGUGGACCUCCCUGAAGGCAAGUUCGUCAGAUCCGGCGACUAUGUCACCCUGCAACCCCACAAAUGCAUGACCCACGACAACUCCUGGCCGGUUGCGUUGAAGUUCAUGUCCAUCGGCGCGUCGAAAGUGCACAAUCCCGACCAGAUGGUCCUGACACUGGAUCACGAUGUCCAGAACAAGAGCGAGGCCAACCUCAAGAAGUACAGGCAGAUUGAGGAGUUCGCCAAGAAGCAGGGCAUCGUGUUCUACGGAGCUGGUCGUGGCAUCGGACACCAGAUCAUGGUCGAGGAGGGCUAUGCCUGGCCAGGCACACUUGCAGUUGCCUCGGACAGUCACAGCAACAUGUAUGGCGGUGUUGGGUGUUUGGGAACUCCUGUGGUGCGGACCGACGCCAUGAGCAUAUGGGCGACCGGCAGGACAUGGUGGCAGAUACCGCCAAUCGCCAAGGUUACGUUCACGGGUGUGCUGCCCAAAGGCGUGACGGGCAAGGACGUGAUUGUAGCGCUUUGCGGCCUGUUCAACAACGAUGAGGUGCUCAAUCAUGCUAUCGAAUUCACCGGAUCGCCCGAGACACUCUACAGCCUCCCUGUGGACGACCGGCUCGCCAUUGCAAACAUGACCACUGAGUGGGGCGCGUUGGCCGGUCUCUUCCCUAUUGACUCCGUUCUACAAGGUUGGUUGCGAGGAAGGGCGACGGAAGCAGCCAUGUUCGGCGCUGCAGGUCUCGGAGAGGACAAGGGCACUGCCAGCAGGUUCGGCCACGCUGCUCUCGAUGCCCUCUUCGAAUCGCCAGUAGCUGCAGACAAAGGCGCAACGUACGCCAAAGAACUCUAUCUCGACCUCUCCACGCUCUCACCCUACGUUUCCGGACCGAACUCUGUAAAAGUAGCUACGCCUCUCCAAGAACUCCAAGGCCAAUCCAUCAACAUCAACAAAGCCUACCUUGUCUCUUGCACCAACUCUCGCCGGUCAGAUAUCGCAGCCGCAGCGAAAGUCUUCAAGGAUGCUGCGGCCACGAACAAUGGCAAAAUCCCCAAGAUUCCGGACCGUGUCAACUUCUACAUCGCCGCCGCAAGUUUGCCGGAGCAGCAAGCAGCAGAAGAGCAAGGCGACUGGCAAGCGCUGCUAGAAGCCGGCGCGAAGCCUCUACCAUCUGGCUGCGGCCCGUGCAUCGGUCUCGGCACGGGACUGCUGGAGCCGGGUGAGGUGGGCAUCAGCGCCAGCAACCGAAACUUCAAAGGCCGGAUGGGCAGCACGGAUGCCAAGGCGUAUCUCGCAUCUCCGGAAGUAGUUGCGGCUAGUGCGCUGAACGGCAAGAUCUCUGGCCCGGGCUGGUAUGAGAAGCCUGAGGGCUGGUCGGGUGUUCAGCGAGGUGAAGGUGAUGGGAUCAGGGACGAGGAUCGGAUGAUUACUAUUGAGGACGCGCUUGACAGAAUCAUCAGGGACGCAGAGGAAAUGGUUGCUGAAGGCGAGAAAGCCGUCAGCGCAACAACAACUCCAGCCACCGAGAGCAAUCCCUCAGCAUCGGAUCCGCCAACAGGUCUGACAGAAGUUCUACCGGGCUUCCCCGAGAAGGUCAGCGGAGAAAUCGUCUACUGCGACGCCGACAACAUCAACACCGACGCCAUCUACCCCGGCAAAUACACCUACCAGGACGACGUGACCCGCGAAAAAAUGGCACAAGUCUGCAUGGAAAACUACGACCCCUCCUUCUCCAGGACUGCAAAAGCCGGCGACAUCCUAGUCGGCGGCUUCAACUUCGGCUGCGGCUCCUCCCGCGAGCAAGCCGCGACCGCCAUCCUCGCAAAGGGCAUCCCGCUCGUCGUCGCGGGCAGCUUCGGCAACAUCUUCAGCAGGAACAGCAUCAACAACGCCCUGAUGGGCGUGGAGGUGCCUAAGCUGAUCCAGCGGCUACGGCAGGCGUUUGGGUCCUCUAACCCUGCUGCACCCCUGUCCUCGUCAUCCUCGUCACCUCAGCAGCAGAUACAGGAGCCAGAGGGGAACAGGCAGAGUCUAGACACCCCGCCGCCUGGGCCGGUGGCGAGGGCGGAUGAGAAGGCGCUGACAAGGAGGACGGGCUGGACGUUUGAGUGGGAUGUCAGGAGGAGCACGGUUACUGUGCAGGAGGGGGAGGGCGGGGAGACGUGGAGUCAGAAGGUUGGGGAGCUGCCGCCGAACGUGCAAGAGAUUAUUGCGAAGGGGGGCUUGGUGGACUGGGUUAAGGCGAAGAUUGGAGGAAGUUGA